AUGUCUAAUAUUUCUAAAUAUUUUACGCCAGUCCCUGACGCCUCAGUGACAUUCAAUGGCGCUAAUGUUGAAUUAGGCAACGGUUUUGGUCAUAAGGUCAACAACAAAGAUCCAGAGGCUGAUGUCAUAUCUGCUGCUGCCGCUGAAGGUUCUGAAGAACAUAUCCUUCACGAUCUAACUUUCAGAACCUCACAAGGUGAAAUGGUUCUUAUUUUAGGUAAACCAUCAUCUCCAUUAUUCAAUGCUCUUUUUCAUGGUCACAAAAACCUAAAAUACUCUCCAGAGGGCUCCAUCAAAUUUAAGGAAAACGAGUAUAAGGCUUUCUCAUCCACAUGUCCUCAACAAAUUAUUUACAAUAAUGAACAAGAUAUUCAUUUCCCUUUCUUGACUGUUGAACAAACAAUUGAUUUCGCUUUAAGUUGUAAAUUCAACAUUCCAAAGGAAGAACGUAUUGCGUUAAGAGAUGAAUUGUUAAGGGAAUUUGGUCUUUCUCAUGUGUUGAAGACUUUAGUCGGUAACGAUUAUGUUCGUGGUGUUUCUGGUGGUGAGCGUAAGCGUAUCUCAAUUAUCGAAACCUUCGCUGCCAAUGGUUCCGUAUAUCUAUGGGAUAAUUCUACCAAGGGUUUGGAUUCUGCUACAGCUUUAGAUUUCUUGUCCAUUUUGCAAAAGAUGGCUAGAGCCACUAGAUCUGUUAAUUUUGUUAAGAUUUCGCAAGCAUCUGAUAAGAUUGUUUACAAAUUUGAUAAAAUUCUGAUGUUAUCUGACUCAUACCAAGUGUUUUACGGUACUAUCGACGAAUGUAUGACUUAUUUCCGUGACUCUUUAGGUAUUGAGAAGAAUCCGAAUGACUGUAUAAUUGAAUACUUAACUUCUAUUUUAAACUUUCAAUUUUCAACCCAAAACAUGAAAUCACAUUUGAUUCCAAGAUCCGAAAUUGAUUUAUACAAUUUAUGGAAGGAAACUGAAUAUUAUACUCACUGUAAGGAAGAAGUUGAUGCCCAUGGUGCCCCAGGUAAUACUGACAUUCCGGAAGAGGAUACGACUCCAACAUUUGCUAUCUCUCUAACAAAACAACUAGAUAUCGUUACAAGAAGAGCAUUUGAUAGAAGUAUUGGUGACAAAUCAUAUUUGAUUUCUCAAUUUGUGUCUGUGGUUAUCCAAUCUUUAGUUAUUGGUUCUCUAUUUUAUGACGUCGCAAAGACAACUAUUGGUUCUUUUUCUAGAGGUUCUUUAAGUUUCUUCGCCAUUUUAUUCUUUACAUUCCUUGCCUUAUCUGAUUUACCUGCUGCCUUCCAAAGACAAUCUGUCGUUAGGAAACAUGUUAACUUACAUUUUUACUACAGUUGGGUCGAAACAUUAGCAUCUACAUGUUUUGAUUAUACAUUUAAAUUCCUUUUGGUCGUUAUAUUUUCUAUUAUCUUAUAUUUCUUAGCUCAUUUAAAGUUUGAGGCUGCAAGAUUCUUUAUCUUCCUGUUAUUCCUGUCAUUCUACAACUUCUCAAUGGUUUCGUUAUUUACAUUAACUGCACUAAUGAGUCCAACACUGUCCAUCGCUAAUCUGAUCGCUGGUAUUCUGUUAUUAGCUAUUGCUAUGUACGCUUCUUAUGUUAUUCAUUUAGAAGAUAUGCAUCCAUGGUUUAUUUGGAUUGCCUACUUGAAUCCAGCUAUGUUCAGUAUGGAAGCUAUCUUGAGUAAUGAAUUAUUUACUUUGAAAUUGGACUGUACAGAGAGUAUUAUUCCAAGAGGUGAUGCAUACGUUAACAUCACUUUCGCUAAUAAGGCUUGUGCUUGGCAAGGUGCUACUUUAGGUAACAAUUACGUUAGAGGUCAAGAUUAUCUAAAGUCUGGUUUGAAGUACAAAUACCACCACGUCUGGAGAAACUUUGGUAUCUUAAUUGGUUUCCUAUGCUUCUACCUUUUCUUAUCAUUAUUCGUUGCUGAAUAUAUUACUCCAUUAUACACCAGACAAAAUUUGCUAAAAUUCCAAGCAUACUUGAGAAGUCAUGGUAUCAUUAGUGGUAGCGAUCUUGAAUUCGAGGAGGAAUUAUAUAACGAGCCAAUGGUAUCUUCAAGUUCUUCAUCCAGUUCUCUAGAUUCUGUCCACAAAGAAAAUCCUGAGGGUUCAAAAGAUGAAGAAGACAAGAAUAUAUCUAACGGUGAAAAUGGAGCUACUGUUCAAUCUCAAAAACACGUUAUUUCAUGGAAAAACAUUAACUACACCGUAGAAGGUGACAAACAAUUAAUUAAUGAUGUUUCAGGUUAUAUUUCAUCUGGUCUAACUGCCCUUAUGGGUGAAUCCGGUGCUGGUAAAACCACAUUAUUAAAUGUGUUGUCUCAAAGAACCGAAAAGGGUCUUGUUACUGGUGAAUUAUUGAUUGACGGUCAGCCACUAACAAAUAUUAGUGCUUUCAGAAGAAGUAUUGGUUUUGUUCAACAACAAGAUGUCCACUUAGAUCUAUUAACCGUCAAAGAAUCUCUAGAAGUUUCUUGUAACUUAAGAGGUGAUGGUGAUAUGGAAUAUCUGGCCUCUAUUGCUAAGUUAUUACGUUUACCUGCUGAUAAAUUGGUUGCCGAUCUAUCACCAACAGACAGAAAAUUGUUAUCUAUUGGUGUCGAAUUAGUUACUAAACCAUCUCUAUUAUUAUUCUUAGAUGAACCUACAUCUGGUUUGGAUUCUGAAGCUGCUCUAACAAUUGUUAAAUUUUUAAAGAAAUUAUCUGAACAAGGUCAAGCCAUUCUGUGUACUAUUCAUCAACCUUCUAAGAGUGUUAUUAGCCAUUUUGAUAAUAUUUUCUUGCUAAAGAGAGGUGGUCAAUGUGUUUACUUUGGUGAUAUUGAGAAUGCUUGUGAUUACUUUGUGCAACAUGAUAACUUGUUAACUUAUGACCAUGAAACUGAAAAUCCUGCUGAUUUUGUCAUUGAUGUUGUAGGUGGUAAAGUACGCGAUGGUGCAUCUAAUAAAAUAGACUGGACAAAUGCUUGGCAACAAUCCCCACAAAAGGUUGAAAUUUUCAAGACGUUAGAUAUCCUAGAGACUGACGCUCGUAAUUCGAAUGUCGAUUUUACUACUUCCGCUUGGACUCAACCUUCUUACAUGGCUCAAUUGAGAUACAUCAUUAAAAGACAAUAUAUUUGUACAAAGAGAGAUAAGGUUUACGUGAUUUCUAAAUUUGGUUUAAAUGCUGGUGCUGGUCUAUUUAUUGGGUUCUCAUUCUGGAGAACAAAAAAAAAUAUUGCUGGUUUGCAAAACGCUAUUUUCUUAGCUUUUAUGAAUAUGUGUCUAUCAUCUCCAUUGAUCAAUCAAGUUCAAGAUAAAGCUCUACAAUCUAAGGAUGUCUUCAUUGCAAGAGAAAACAGAUCUAAUACUUACCACUGGACCGUCUUAUUAAUUGCCCAAACAGUCGUUGAAUUACCUUUGGCCAUUGGAAGUUCCACAUUGUUCUUCUUAUGUUGUUAUUUCUGUUGUGGUUUCUCAAAUGCACCACAUAUUGCUGGUGUAUUCUACCUAAACUAUAUUUUAUUCAGUGCUUACUACCUAACUUUUGGUCUUUGGUUGAUGUAUUCCGCCCCAGAUUUACAAACGGCUGCUGUUUUUGUCGCUUUCUUGUACUCCUUCACCGCAUCCUUUUGUGGUGUUAUGCAACCAUAUGCUUUAUUCCCAGGUUUCUGGACUUUCAUGUACAGGGUUUCUCCAUACACAUAUUUCAUUGAAACAUUUGUUAGUUUACUUCUGCAUGAUAGACCCGUCGUUUGUGAAAAUAGUGAAUUGGUCCCAGGUCAACCUUUAAUGGGUCAAAAUUGUGGUGAGUUCAUGGCUCCUUACAUCGCUGAAUUCGGGGGUUACUUAAAAAAUCCAAAUACAUUUACUGUUUGUGGUUACUGUACAUACACUGUGGGUGAUGACUUCUUAGAAGUUGAAAACAUGAGUUACCAUCAUAGAUGGAGAAACUUUGGUCUAGAAAUUGUUUUCGUAGUCUUCAACUUUUGUGCAAUGUUCGUAGGUUUCUACUUAACCUACAUAAAAAAUGUAUGGCCAAGUGUUUAUGCUUGGUGUAUGAAGGCUACCGGUCUAAACCGUUUACUAAAAUUGGAUAUUAAUUCAAACGGUAAUUACAUUGAUGAAAAUGGCGUUUCAGCUGAAAAGGAAAUCUUAGAAAAACCUGAUUCUUUCGAUGCCAGGGAGGAAUAUAUUAAUGAUCCUGUUGCCCAAUCAAUGGAAAUGGUUCCUGAUUAUAUCGAAGAACCUGAUAGCAAUGCUGCUGCAUCUGCUUCCAUCGAACAACCAUUUGCUACACCUUUGGAAACUCCAAGUGUUGUACAAACUGAAGGAAACAAGUUGUAG
This is a messenger RNA of Maudiozyma barnettii, 4341 nucleotides long. It is a transcript of the gene PDR11, whose product is annotated as ATP-binding cassette multidrug transporter PDR11. Gene Ontology annotation, biological process: transmembrane transport. Lineage: Eukaryota; Fungi; Ascomycota; Saccharomycetes; Saccharomycetales; Saccharomycetaceae. Gene Ontology annotation, molecular function: ATP hydrolysis activity; ATP binding; ABC-type transporter activity. The record is from RefSeq and is a predicted model, not a curated record. Gene Ontology annotation, cellular component: membrane. The transcript has a single exon. The coding region runs from base 1 to 4341 and encodes 1446 amino acids.